AUGGCCCCUCAUAUGGGUACCCAUGCUGCUCAACCUGGCACAUCAUCUGGGCUAGGUCAGAAAGCUAAACAAACCAAGUUGCUUGCCAAGAUGGCAAGUCUACUCACUGGUCCAGUGACUCGGAAGCCUGAAGAAACUCCACUUGUUCUGCCAGAGACAGAAAUGGAUCCUGUGGUUCUCAAGAAGGGUGUUAACGAGGCUUGGGAAGAUGUCCCUAAACCUGAUGACAAUUGCUUUCCCCAAUCUCCUUCACAAUCCACACCAAGUUGUCAUACCCAGCCUGAUCUUACAUCUGCUCGCUUGUGUGACAGCUGGAAAGCUCUUAUUCCUACACUAGUUGAGAUCCAACUAGACUACACUGCGUGA
Messenger RNA from Suillus bovinus, 366 nucleotides. RefSeq lists its product as uncharacterized. The coding region runs from base 1 to 366 and encodes 121 amino acids. NCBI's taxonomy places the organism in Eukaryota, Fungi, Basidiomycota, Agaricomycetes, Boletales, Suillaceae. The record is from RefSeq and is a predicted model, not a curated record. The transcript has 2 exons.